UUUUUCCUUAGAAUUUCGAACACAGCAUUUAUGUUUUAUACCAAUCUUAUUCCUCUGUUGUCGAAAAGAGAGCAGAGUAGAGAUUAGAAAAAAGGCUUUCAGGAAAGGCACGAAGAAAGACAGAUCUGCGAAGCUCUGAAACUGCUCGACAAUGGCGUCAAAGCUUCUACUUUUCACCGUCUUUGUCUUUGAUGUCAUUGCUUUUGGCUUGGCUAUUGCAGCUGAGCAAAGGAGAAGCAUUGCAAAGAUAGUUGAAGACACAGAUGCCAAAAGAAACUAUUGUGUAUAUGACUCUGACAUUUCAACUGGGUUAGGAGUUGGAGCAUUUCUCUUCUUGAUGGCUAGUCAGAUCCUCAUAAUGGUGGCUAGCCGCUGCUUUUGCUGUGGCAAGCCUCUGAGUCCCGGCGGUUCGAGGGCUUGGGCAGUCGUUCUUUUCAUAACUUGCUGGGUGUUUUUCUUCAUUGCCGAGAUUUGCCUGUUAGCGGGUUCGGCUAGGAAUGCAUACCACACCAAGUACAGAACAUUGCUUACUGAUACUCCUCCCUCUUGUCAAAUGUUGAGAAGAGGAGUGUUUGCUGCAGGAGCAGCUUUCAUUUUCUUCACUUCCAUUGUUUCUCAGUUCUACUACGUUUGCUACUCGAGGGCCCGGGAGAGCUUUCAAUCAUACAACAAAGACACCGGCAUUGGCAUGAGUACCUACAAAUGAGAUUCAAAAACAUCGUUUUCAAUCAUGUUCCACUUCAAGAUAGUUCUCUUUUCACCUUUUGUAGUUUUCAAUCCAGUUUAUAGAAGCCUAUAUAGGUUGUCUUUCUCUACCAUUCUAUGUUUCAACCAAACUCCGUGGUCGAUGGUUUUUGUGUCGGUAUCAAAAAAACCAUUGCUUGUUUGAUCAUUUAGGCAAUGUGAUGUUGAGCUGUAGGAUAUUCUGCUGCUAUUAGUAGAUGAACAUUUAUGUUGCAGGACAUUGUUUCUUAUUCUUUCAUCAUUCUUGUAUAACCAAUGGAAUUUAAUCCUUCUAUGCCUCUUCUGAAAUCAUUGUAUGAUGUUCUCAAAGUUUAUAAUGGAAAUGCUUCUCUCCUCUGUUAA
Benincasa hispida (wax gourd) is the source of this 1086-nucleotide messenger RNA. RefSeq lists its product as uncharacterized. The record is from RefSeq and is a predicted model, not a curated record. Lineage: Eukaryota; Viridiplantae; Streptophyta; Magnoliopsida; Cucurbitales; Cucurbitaceae.